This is a messenger RNA of Lytechinus variegatus (green sea urchin), 1808 nucleotides long. Its product is annotated as profilin-2-like. Gene Ontology annotation, cellular component: cell cortex. Lineage: Eukaryota; Metazoa; Echinodermata; Echinoidea; Temnopleuroida; Toxopneustidae. The transcript has 3 exons. Bases 224 to 613 code for a protein of 129 amino acids. The record is from RefSeq and is a predicted model, not a curated record. Gene Ontology annotation, molecular function: actin monomer binding.
CUCCAUCUCCUUAGCUCCACUUGUUAUCAAUCCUCCUGUCUUUCCGGAUACAAACACCUUCUCACCUAGGCAUCUUAAUCGUCCGUAGCCGGAUCUGUUACUUGGCAUUAUCAUUUUAAUAACUCCUAGCUGUAUUCUAGUGGUGUAAUAUUUGGAAUCACCCUUAUCCCUCAAUACUUGAUUUUUAUAUACUUCUUGGGAUAAAGCUGUAUCUCUAGUUACCAUGGCAAACGAUUGGAAAACGAAUUACGUCGAUAAAAUCCUUAUGGCGUCCGGAAAUUUAACACACGCGGCUUUAGUCGGAUUAGAUGGCGCAAUUUGGGCAGCCUCGGAUGACUUUAAGAUUAGCAGCGGUGAAGCUGGAUUCCUUAUUCGAGGGUUGUCCACCGCCGAGUCCCUGCGAGAAAACGGUGUUCUCAUUGGCGGUGUGAAGUACGUGCUUCUCCGGGCAGAGGACAGCUGUGUCUUGGCGCGGAAAGAGGGAACAGGGGUAUGCGUUGGCAAGAGCAGCACAGCCCUCGUCAUUGGAGUAUAUGGAAAGGAUCAUGUACCCGGAAAAGCCAAUACAACCGUACAGGACCUGGCGCAGUAUUUAGUUGGUCAGGGCAUCUAGGAUUUGCCCAUUUUUUCUGAAGCAACACAAGGACUUAUUAUCAUAUUUUGUUGGCAAUAAUGCCUAAUUUACCAUUCAUAUCUAUUAUUUUGUAUCUAUAUGGGAACUAUGAAUCAUAUAAUCCAUAUAACACCGAUGAAUGAAAGUUUAUUCUCCCGAAAACACCGUAUCGCGAAGAACGGAAAUGGCGAGGGGGUGAUGCAUUAAAGUGGAAUGAUCCAUAUUAGCUUCGUUGAUUGGUUGAAAGUUUUUCAAGACUGCUCCACUAUUGCUUGGAGGGAUGCAGAACAAGCUUCGGAGGCGUGUCAGCGGCGUAUGUUGUAUAAAAACCUCCGGUAUCGGAACAGUCGUGAUGUUACUCGACCAUUUAUAGAGGUGGAUUAAAUAAGCUUAUUAUAUCCAUCUCUUUGCACUCUAUAAUCCCAAUCUCAUCUUCAUUUUUUGGGGCAAAACGUUGUUUAACGAUUGCCAGAUUGUAAAGUUCUUAAAAAUCGAAACUGUUUUCCUGCAAUAUCUGGCCAAAUAUCAGGACACAAUAUUGCUUUGAUAAAUAAUUCGUCAUGCACACGUUAUCUAGAUUUCAUUCUCUGAUAAAAAAAUUUGAUUAUCCUUUCAACUUCAAUCAUUUUCGGUGUAUACUGAAACUGGCGGCAUCGCACAUCACUAUCAAUGGCUACACAACACAUGCACGUAAUUCUUUGGAAAGGGGGAUGUGCAUAAAUUAAUCUGUUUUUCAUCGGACUGGCGUACAGAUUGGGCUGGCUCUCUUCGUAUGCUCUCAACUUUGUAGAAUUUUUUUUGCCCCAUAUGCCAUUCUGCCCCCUCAAAAUGUUGGCUCAUUAUGAUACUCGCUCGUUGUGACUCCAUUCUUGAAUGCUUCUAAAAUACAACAAUAAGCUGCUAAAAGCUGUCUUUAAACAACAAAGUAGCAUUCAUUCUCCAAUUAUUGCGUAAUAUCAAGGAAUUUGCAAUCAAUCUUCAAUACCCAUAACAUACUAAAUGAAAUAAAUAACAACCUUAGCUGCAUCAACAGAACAGUAGUAGUAUAGUAGCAGCAGCAUCGGCAGUAGUAUAGGUGUAGUAUUAGUCCCGGUAUUAGUAGGGGAGGAAAAGUAAUAUUAAGUUGUAGUAGUGGUGGUAGUAGUAGUAGUAGUAGUAGUAGUAGUAGUAGUAGUAGUAGUAGUAGUAGUAGUAG